AUGGGAGACUUUGAUGUGAGACGCAUCCUAGUCGACCCGGGCAGCUCGACCGAUCUUUUACAAGCAUCGGUGAUUAGUCAUAGGGGAUGCGAUCUAUCCGGCCUUGAAAACCCUGGGCGAAUCUUGUCCGGAUUCAACGGAGCGGCGACUACCUCAUUGGGAGACAUUGUGCUGCCGAUCCAAGCAGGCUCAGUCACUUUCAACGUACAAUUUUUUGUGGUACAAGAUUUAUCACCCUUCAAUGUUAUCUUGGGGUGCACAUGGCUGCACUAUAUGAAAGCCAUCCCCUUUACGUACCAUCAAAUGGUAAGCUUUCUCACUGAAGAUGGACAAAUCGACCUAUACGACAGCCAGUUGGCCGCUCGCCAAUGCUAUUAG
This is a messenger RNA of Vitis riparia (riverbank grape), 378 nucleotides long. RefSeq lists its product as uncharacterized. The record is from RefSeq and is a predicted model, not a curated record. NCBI's taxonomy places the organism in Eukaryota, Viridiplantae, Streptophyta, Magnoliopsida, Vitales, Vitaceae. Bases 1 to 378 code for a protein of 125 amino acids. The transcript has a single exon.